AUUUCCUUUUCGGAACCGCGCGUGCUCCGAUCUCGAGCCGCUUUGGGAUUCUGUAAUGGUGGACGUUCGAUUAGUAAACACGAGGACAAAUUUUGUCGAUACAACUUCGGUUAUCUUAUUUGUCACCACAACGGAAUUCCUUAAAUCGAUCCUAAGCUUCUUAACGAUCCCGUUACUUUAUUUAAAAGUUCGUGAUGAUACUAGCUUAACCUCAAAUUUAUAGUUUCGAUCGACGAUGUAACCAGGCCAGUGAUGGCAUUUCAAUGUGUCAUUUACAAGGUGUUCUCUCUAUCGUAGAGAUCAUUAUAUCAAAAUACGAAGAAUCGAAGAUACGUUUGAUAUUAAACGUAAAUCACCGUUUAACCUUGACUCAUCCUCCUCGAUGGAGUUUAAUAAAUUUAUGAGUUUGUUCGAGGCAUUCGACGACUCUUAGUAGUAAAUUACUUUCUUUCUACAUCCUUUGAGACAGGAUGGCUGAAAAGUCGAGAAAAAUCGUUACAAGGUUUCAUCCAACUCACGGAGAAAACAUCGUACUUCGCGAGGAUAGCACAGUGGCUUAUCGCACUGCGAGCUUCGCUAACUCUUUAGCAUUCAGUGAGAAACCAUUACAACCAGGUGAGAUAUUCCUAGUGGAAAUUGAGAAAACUGAAAGUGGUUGGAGCGGUCACAUGCGUCUUGGAUUGACUUUGAUUGACCCAGCAUCCGUUAAGAAUAGUCUGCCCCAAUAUGCUAUGCCCAAUCUGGUAAAACUUGGUAAUACCUGGAUUUUCGCUAUCACCAAAAGUUAUACUAUUUGGGAUAGCUUUGAAGGUAUCGCAGGCACUGGCUAUGGUGAAGGUAUCCCUACCAGAGAGAAGAAGCUGGUCACAGAUGGAGUAAACGUUCAAACAUCUCGUGGUGUUAUACCAUUUAAUGCUCUUAGACCAAAUACUAUUGAAUCAUCCCAUUAUAUUUUGCCUACUGACGCUGGCAGUCGUAUUGGAAUUAUGUAUGUGCCACAGGCUGGGUCUGAUACAGCAGAGAUGCAUUUUAUUAUAAAUGGAGAAGAUCAAGGAGUAUGUAGUAAAGAUAUACCGUAUAAAGCUGGACCAUUGCGUGCUGUAGUAGAUGUUUAUGGUACUACGAAACAAGUGAGGAUAGUGCAACUGUACGGUGUGUCAACAUUACAAAGCGCCUGUAGAGAUGCUAUUUUGCAAUAUACCAAAAGGAAUGCAGUGGACUCUCUUCCACUUCCUCGAAUAUUAAAGGAUUAUUUACUUUAUCAAUCACAGUGAGAAUUAUUACAUUCCAUUUUAUUUUUUCAUUUUUUGUCUUCUCGUUCAUAUAUCAAUUGCCAUUUUGUUUUUGUUUUUUUUUAUCGUGUAUCACUUUAAGAAUUUCUUUCUUGCAUUUAUUUUUGCAUUAUCUAUUUUUCUCUAAGAUUAGAUAUAUAAAUAAUAUAAUGAAGAAAUUUGUACAUGUUUCUAUUAUUCUUUAGAAGAAGAAUGUUUCCAUAAGAUCACAUUGAUAUUUGUAUAUGAGAAUGCAUUCAAAUAACAUUCACAUUUAGCAAGUAAGUUAUCUCCUUCCAAUAAUAUUAUUGCUCAAUUGCGAGUGUAAAUAGUGUAAGAAAAAUCAUUGUUAAAAAGAAAAACGUCAUUUAACAAAAAAUCAAAUGAACUGAGGACAAUUUCUUACUAUAGGCCUUCUCAUUCUAUUUGAAAAUUAUAAUUAUAUAUAAUAAUAAAAUUUAUUAUUUAACAUGAUCAUAAAUUAAAAAAUUGUUCUAUCAUAAGAUAUGCCCAAUGAUACUCAAUAUACAAAAUUUAAUAUUUCUUAUUGACUUCGUGAUUUGUUAUAUUCAUGAAAUAAAGUAUAUAAGUAUAUCGACGAGCAUUUUUUGUAGCGAUCAUUGUAUGAGUAUCGUGAGAAUGAAUACAUGAAUGUUAAAAUCAUUCAGAUCUGACAUGUUUUCCAAAAUAAAUGUAUUUAUAACUAAA
Messenger RNA from Vespa mandarinia (Asian giant hornet), 1979 nucleotides. Its product is annotated as neuralized-like protein 2. Gene Ontology annotation, biological process: intracellular signal transduction. Gene Ontology annotation, molecular function: ubiquitin protein ligase activity. The record is from RefSeq and is a predicted model, not a curated record. NCBI's taxonomy places the organism in Eukaryota, Metazoa, Arthropoda, Insecta, Hymenoptera, Vespidae.